AGAUCUGGGCGGGCUGCAGGCUGUCGGGCCAAGGAAGGUAUUGGAUGUACUGGACGCCUGCCUUCGGCUGAGCAGAGACAGAGACCUCCGGGUCUACUACCUGAGACCUGCCUUGACAGCUUUCUCGGAUGGCCAGGCCCAGAGAAGCCACCGGUGAUAGUUCUGUCUUGCUCGAGCCAAAAUGCGAGGUCCAGAAUGGUCGGUAAGGGUGACUAAGGCAUGCGACACUGGACAUGGCACCUGCAGUUGGAUGCGAGUGGCCGUCGGAGUCGGCUCCAAGUUGCGCACCAGGCAUUGCUGCCCAAGGAAUCCCGUAAUGCGCAUACUACUCAGAGUCUGGACACCAGCUCCCCAACUCCGCAUUCAUGCAACUAUCCGAUACGAGCCAAGACCCAACCACAACACGUAAGGCACCUCCUAGCGUGGGCCAGCACUCCGAAGCUGGUUAGUUCCAUACGGAAUAAUAGUCUGUACACUAUCCGUCCUAGGUGCAUUAGUUUACUUAAGCAUUUGUGGAGAGAAUCGAGAUCUGCUCAGUGGAUCGUUUCCUGUGGAGCAAGCGAACUACAGAGAGCGGGCGGAUACCCACCACCCUCGCCGCCGUCGUCGUCGUCGCGCCGACGCCGUCGCGUUGUCGCCGCUUUCUCUCACUGUUGUUGCCGCCAUCGUCAUCUUUACUUGCUCGCCCAGGGGGAAGAUUUCGGGAAUGUCCAUUCCCGUUGGUCAGACGUUGGACUUUUAGCACACUCGCACUCGAGCGCUGUGGAGAUUGGCUGUCCUAGCUUGCCUGUCCAUGGGUCACACGGGCACAGGCACAGGCACACACGCACCCACAUGAAGCCCAUGUCAGUCCGAAUUUUGGGCCGGGAAGUUUAUGAGGUCAUGGAAGCCGCGACAACCCGAGAUGGCGGUGCGUCACGGGUCGAGAGCCGGGCGCAAGCCAGAGAGAAGAUGAGAAAAGAAGGUGCAGGAUAAUCUUGUCCCCCUGUCGCCCGCCCCUCGCUGCCUGUGGUUGUGGUUGUGGUGUGGUCACUGGGGCUGGGUGACUGACUGCGCGCCUGUUU
This is a messenger RNA of Lasiosphaeria miniovina, 1064 nucleotides long. RefSeq lists its product as uncharacterized. Lineage: Eukaryota; Fungi; Ascomycota; Sordariomycetes; Sordariales; Lasiosphaeriaceae. The record is from RefSeq and is a predicted model, not a curated record. The coding region runs from base 220 to 975 and encodes 251 amino acids. The transcript has a single exon.